Molecule: messenger RNA, 1257 nt
Organism: Rosa chinensis
Lineage: Eukaryota; Viridiplantae; Streptophyta; Magnoliopsida; Rosales; Rosaceae
Product: histone H3.v1-like
Exons: 2
Coding region: 638-1153 (171 amino acids)
Source: RefSeq, a predicted model, not a curated record
CUCUUGCAGACGAAACCAUGUCUCUCGCGAUCCCAGCCCAGCCGCCCAACCUCAACCUCAUAGAUCAGGACGACAAGAUCCGCACUCAUGGCAUACUUUUGAAUUGUUUAAUUUUUUUUAUGAAAUUCUCCACUCUGAAAAUAUGAGCUUUUGGCUUGUUCAGUAGAAUUUGAUUUAAGAUAUAUAUAGCUAGGGUUUAGAGUUUAGUGUUUAUCCAGAAUUUUUUUUCCUGGAUUUUUUGAAUAGCUGAUGUGCAAAAGGGGCAAUUGUGCUGGAAAUAGCUGACAGAAAAUUUAUGUUGUAUAAUUCUACAUCUUGUGUGGCCAAUAUACACGGUAGUCGAGUCCAAUAUUGUGGCUUUAAGUGCCCUUAUAAUUGAUAGCUGCUGUCUUAGAGGAAGAAGCUGAUCAUGGAUUGCCAACAUAAUUUUAUGUGUGUGUGUGUGUGAUUAUAAUCGGACGAAACGAGAGUUGUUACUUAUCGAUCCUUUUAUCUGGUUUAGUUUGAUUAGGUUUCCUAUUCCUAGUUUGGUUGUGUUCCCUAGUCCAAUUUGGCUUAUGAUUUCUACUUUACUAUUCAUUAUAUAUUCUCUCUGAAUACCUCCAAGAUCAUGAUCUUCUGAGUUUUGUCGUCGUCAAUGGAUCCACAAACAGGUACCGGCUCAAAAGGCUCGAAGCUUGCUGGAAUGUCUUUGACUCAACAAUUUGACGACUUGUCGCUGGCUCUGCCUCUCCCUCAUGAACAAGAAAAAGAAUCAGCAAAGGAAGAAGAAGAAGAAGUGGAUGAAGAGGAUGAAGACGAUGAAGAAGAAGAACAAGAGGAUGAAGACGAGGAAGAAGAAUUUGACGUUUGUGAUGUUUGCUUGAAGGACAAGGAACACUGGACAUUUGAUUGCCCGUACCUGGAUCGCAUCCCGAACCCAAAGACGACAACUGUUGGCAGUGGCUAUGCAAUAGUUUGUAGAGGAUGCUAUGCGUUGGGUGGCCAUUCUGAAUGGGACUGGGUAGGACGUGCCGUUAUGAAGUCUUGUUGUAUUUGUGAGGUACCAGCUUCUCACUGGAGUUACGAAUGCCCAAAAAAUCCUGACCCCAGAAGGUAUGACAAUUCGAAAAACCAUAAGGUGUUGAAGCAAGAGAUCUAUAGUGUCGAAUGAGUACUCCUUUUCAUUAGUCAGCUCUAAGAUAAACUAUGUUAUCCCCUUGCAUCAGAAUUUUAUCCGGUGGUUGAGAACACAGUACUAUUGUGCCCCCUGUUAUG